AUGAGGCAAGUGAAACUUCUGCUGCUAAUCAUGGGACUGACCCUGGUCAGAGGCACCCAGGCCCACCAUGGCCACUGUGAGGAGCACCAACAAAAUCUUUCAGGAUCCUGGCACACUAUUGCAAUAACUUCAAACGACCCAUCAAAGAUCAAGAAGGGAGCUCCCUUUAGAAUCUCUCUACACCAAAUCGUAACAAAUGGUAACAAGCUACAUGGAGAAUUUAUGGGAAGGAAAAAUGGUAAAUGUUCCAAGAUCCUCCUGAAAAAUUACAAGACAGACAAAGAGAAUCAAUAUAUAUCACUAUACUCAGGGGCAAACAUUUUCUACUUCACACAUGUAAAGCAUGAUGAAUAUAUCAUAUCGACCUUAUAUAACUACAAUGAGAAUGGUGUAACAUUAGUGUUACAGCUCUAUGCCCGCCACCCAGUCCUGUGA
This is a messenger RNA of Vombatus ursinus (common wombat), 435 nucleotides long. RefSeq names its product minor allergen Can f 2-like. The record is from RefSeq and is a predicted model, not a curated record. Gene Ontology annotation, molecular function: small molecule binding. NCBI's taxonomy places the organism in Eukaryota, Metazoa, Chordata, Mammalia, Diprotodontia, Vombatidae. Bases 1 to 435 code for a protein of 144 amino acids. The transcript is spliced from 5 exons.